Pseudomassariella vexata is the source of this 975-nucleotide messenger RNA. RefSeq lists its product as uncharacterized. The record is from RefSeq and is a predicted model, not a curated record. NCBI's taxonomy places the organism in Eukaryota, Fungi, Ascomycota, Sordariomycetes, Amphisphaeriales, Pseudomassariaceae. The coding region runs from base 157 to 789 and encodes 210 amino acids. The transcript has 2 exons.
CAGCUUGCCUUUGGUUCAGGUGUUGGACCAAAUUGACCGUCAAAAGACGAGGGACCCACUCGCUGUAGAAUGAGGUAUUUUUGGUAGUUAUGAGGUCUGACAUCAGGCUUUAGCGGCCGUCAUGCCCUGGCAGCCCCAACAACACCAAACCCGUGCAUGUCGGGUACGAUCACUGCCACUUUCGAAGACCUCGAUCCGCCAAAUAUUGAUGAUGGUAACACCGGCCUGACCUCCUUCAGCCCCUACCUGGGGUUGAAUUAUCAGAGGUUCAGCGCCAUCGACGUACAACCCGAGGAGGGUCGCGUCAUAUUCUACACCCUCUCACGUAUUACGAGCGCAGUCGGGUCUCUCAUCGACUUAUUACCGACUUCGAUCCCGUUACCGGUGACUCCUCCAGCCAUCCUUCCCGCCGCCCCCGCAAAGAGUUUUGACCUUGACAGUUUCGACUUCGGCUGUGUUGUUCGGGGCCUGGCCCCAAUGGUUGACGGCGUGAUAGGGUUCGACUGCGAAAUCCAGAUUAUUCCCAUCAGAGCGUAUCCUUCCGAUCCGCAGCAAGCUACCAAGACGUGCACUUACACAGCGCCGACCAGUACAGGCUCGCCUGAAACAACGGGGGCCCAUUACAAGAGAUGUAAUGUCGGGCUCAAGAGCCUGAAAGAGGCAAGGUUCCUAACCACCCCUAUAAUCUCAGAGGAACAAUGCAAGGUCAUUGGAGGUGUUUUGGACGGUGUGACGGAGGCAGCGCUUGUUACUGCAAUGGACAAUGUCACAUACAGUCUGGAAUGUUAAAUGACUUGAGGUGGGAGGGUUGUUCAGAGACUCUGGUGUGGAAUCUAAUAUGGUGUUUAACUGUUAUUUCCAUUCACCUGGACGAGCGCAUCUGAAAGCCGGUAUGCUGUGUCGUACGGAAACAUGACAUGAAACCAUAUUCUGGAUGCGAUUUUGGUUAUUACAUGGGUCCUUACAUAGUUCCUG